CUGCUGUUUAUUACUUUAACCAAGUAUGCUCUAGCCCAGAGUUACGCCAAUGCCACGACCAGUGCUGUACCAAGUUCUACCACUGUCAAUGGCACCACUGUAGCCAAUCCCAGUGCUUUCGUGACCAACCUGCAAUUGUCUGUCGAAGGUAAUCUGACCAUUGUUCUACCAGCAUUUUAUUACAGCUUUGUAAGACUGACAUCGUCCANNGACCUCUGGGAUCUCUUCGUCGGUCCAGUCGAUGUCGCAGACACCACCACUACUGUUCAGGCCACCCCUGUUCCAUCCAGCUCUUUGAUCCCUCCACCUUAUAUAGGCAACUAUGCAUUCCCACCUGGCCGUCAAAUUCCCCUGGUCACAAAGAACGAAGCAUGGAGCUUCCCGAAGGACUUUUAUCUUGGUGUUGCAGGUGCCGCGUUCCAAAUUGAAGGUGCUGCGAAAGCUGAUGGCAAAGGACCUUCAACUUGGGAUGUGAACAUGCAUCGUGUACCUAACUUCGUCGCUGACAAUAGCACUGGAGACAUCACGGAUAACAACUACUACAUGUACAAACAAGGUAAGUUGGAAAUCCGCAUGCUAAGAUAUAAGGGGGCUAACUUUAGUUCUUGCCAAANNGACAUUGCACGUCUUGCUGCUAUUGGUGUCAAUGCAUACUCUUUCUCUAUUGCCUGGACACGCCUAUUCCCUUUCGGUUCCGGACCAGUCAACGAGCUUGGUAUAGCUCACUACAACAUUGUGAUUGACACGUGUAUUAAAUACGGUCUCACGCUCAUGGCUACUCUCUACCAUUGGGACAUGCCUGCUGUAUUGCAGAACAAGUAUGGUGGUUGGCUGGGCGAAGAAGUCGUUCAAGACUUUACAGAGUAUGCUCGUAUAGCGUACGGUCGAUUUGGGGACAGAGUUAAACAAUGGUUCACCAUCAACGAAAUGAUUGUGAUCUGCACACAACAGUACCCGAUGCCUGACGGAUACUGGCGUAAUUUCUCAAUCCCAAAGAUUGAACAGCAAUUCGUGUGUAGCCGAAAAAUCCUGCUUGCACAUGCUCAGGCCUAUCGACUGGGAAAGUUCAUCGUACCAGACGCCUCUAUCACAUUCAAACAUAACGGUGGAUACAAGAUUCCUCUUACCAAUAGCUCUGCUGACGCCGAGGCUGUCCAAAGGGCAUGGGACUUUAAUGAAGGCCAGAAGAACCUCAUGCGUGGAUCCGCCGACUUCUUCGCUCACGAUGCUUACACAGCUCAAUUCUACAUGGCUCCUGACGCGGAUAUCGACUCUUGCAUAUCCAAUUCUAGCAAUCCCCUCUAUCCUACAUGCGCCAACAGUACCUACGCCUAUGCACCAGCCCAAGGCAACUGCGUCAUAGGUCCCGCAGCUGACCCUCACGCGCCAUGGCUUCACCGCCCAACCGACUGGUUCCCAGCCUUCAUGUCCUACAUCAACACCACCUGGCCCUCCCCGGCAAUCCAAGUCACCGAAUUCGACUUUGCAGAGCCAUUCGAGGCUUCCAAGACGCUACUCCAAGAUAUCCUCUGGGAUCCGAUUUGCACUUCAUACUUGCACGACUAUAUGGAAGCUAUACUCAGCUCUUUGAGCGAAGGUAUCAAUAUUACCGCGGCAUUGGCUUGGAGUUUUGUCGAUAAUCUCGAGUGGAAUCAAGGUAAGAGCGUUAGGUUUGGGAUGCAAUAUGUCAAUUUCACAGAUCCGUCGCUGGAGAGACACUACAAGGCUAGUUUCUUCGAGUAUACCAACAUGUACAAGACAUAUGUAGGGAAG
Messenger RNA from Aureobasidium uvarum, 1773 nucleotides. The record is from the annotation of a GenBank genome assembly. NCBI's taxonomy places the organism in Eukaryota, Fungi, Ascomycota, Dothideomycetes, Dothideales, Saccotheciaceae.